Molecule: messenger RNA, 2108 nt
Organism: Sorghum bicolor (sorghum)
Lineage: Eukaryota; Viridiplantae; Streptophyta; Magnoliopsida; Poales; Poaceae
Product: RING-H2 finger protein ATL43
Exons: 1
Coding region: 1067-1825 (252 amino acids)
Source: RefSeq, a predicted model, not a curated record
GUUGAUUAUGUUUUUAAGCGUCCAAUUUGUGGUAAAUUAAAUUUGACUUCAUCCUGUAAUUCAGAAACUUUCAGUAAGAUGCAGGCUUUUUUUUAACUUGUUCUGAUCUAUGCUCUGGAAAUGUUUAGUAGACAAAAGUACUUACGGCAAUUUAUAAGUUCAUUCAAACCUGUUAUUUUGUUCUGCUCUUCUAGCCCAUGAUGCGCCAAUAUCCAAGCUGUUCAGUUUCAGUAAAUAAGCUUUGGGUUACCAUUGCUCCUGAAUUUAUAUCUGCCGUGCAAUUUAACAACAGCAUCAUGUUGACAACUGUUGCUUUGUGCUAAUUGUUAAUUUACUUGUGAUGCUGUUUGCUGAUCAUCGUGGUCAUGUGCUGCCUGUAUCUGAAUGUCAAAGCAGCCAGAAUUUUGUUCAGAAUCGUCAACACUCAACAGUUUGAGUAGAGUAAACUAGUUACUAUUUCUUUUGUGUCCUCCACUUCUCUAAACACGUCAGGCCCUGCACUGCAUGAUGGUCAUAUGUUUGUACCUUUUUUUAUUCUCUGGUUUAUCACUUUUUAAUUCUUGCCCUGUUUGAAUGCUGAUCCAUAUUUCAUCGAUUGGUUAAUGAUUUGUGCUGUACUGUGCUUUACGAUAAGCAUGCUGUGAUUUUUUUAAUUCAUAAGCAUGUUGUGAUUGGUAGCAUAGUAGCUCUUAGUUUCCUGGAGCGACACGUUUUGGAAAUUUUUGUGGUUGGGUAAUGGGCACCAGCACCUCCAUCUAACACCACGGCACGGAGUUACAAGCGUGGCUGACUCAGUGUGAUACACUCGUACAUCAGCAGUGAAUUACUACGGUCGUGAUGGAAUUGACCGUCAUUAUGAGUUUGACGGAUCACUGGGUUCACUGGAAGCUUGAGCAAGAACUGCCCCAUCAAAGAUAGUUGCGCUAUUUUUAAGCCGUGCAAAUGAUCUCAGAGGGAAGCCCGGCACGCCGCCUGCUUUCCAUUGCCACUUCCAACCCCAUGCCAUGCAAUUCCUCUCCCGCGACCGCGAGCGAUUCAUCGGAGCGCCGUCCAUGAUCGAGACAGGAUGACGUCCCCGCCGACGCCGCUGCCGGCACGUGCACGUCAGGGCAUGCAGUCGCCGUCUCCGACGACGAAGGUGGCGCCACCGCUGCUGCCGCCGCCGCCGCCACUUGCCGUCGACGUGGCCGUCAUCAUGGGCAUGCUCACGGCCGUGCUCCUGGCGCUCUUCCUCUUCCUCAUCUACGCCAAGCACUGCAAGGAGCGCGGCCCCGGCGAGGGCGCCGGCGGCCUGGGCCUCGGGUUCGCGCCCUCCUCGUGCGACCGCUGCCACUCGGGGCUCAGCAGCUCCGCGGUGGGCGCGCUCCCGGCGGUCCGGUUCGGCGACGGCGACAGCGGCCGCGCCACCGAGUGCGCGGUGUGCUUGGGCAACUUCGACGCCGCCGAGCUGCUCCGCGUUCUUCCCGCCUGCCGCCACGCCUUCCACACCGAGUGCGUCGACACCUGGCUGCUGGCGCACUCCACGUGCCCCGUCUGCCGCCGCCGCGUCACCAGGGGGCACGUGGACGACACCGAACCGGAUGACCCGGCGGCGGGGGCGAGGACGACGGUGCCCGGCCGGCGAUCGGCGGGCGACGCAGAGGUGCAGGUGGAGGUGGUGGUGCACCGCGCGUGGGACCAGCGGUGGUCCACCGACGGCUUGGUGGGCCGGGUCGCGUACCUCGAGGCCGGCAGGCAUCGGAGGGACGACCUCGGCGUCCUGGUGAUCACCGCCGAAGGGUCCCGAAGCUCUCGCAGCGCCGCCGUCACGCCGCGGUCCUGCUAGCUGGCUGCGCUCGUCUGCUGCUCCGAGAUCUAUGGAGCUUCUGAAUCCUAGGUAGCUGACGCUCGUUCACCGAUCGAUCAAUCGAUCGCGUGCAUGUACAUAGUUGGCGACACGUCGGUAGUACAGUGAUAGCAUGGUAGGUUGAACUGAAGACUGGAAGAUGCUUGUAAACAGUAAUCUCAAUGUGCCAGUGAGCCAGUAAUGUAGACAACUUGGAGGUAUGUGGUUGGAGGUGCUAAAGACGUAUUUGGUUGAAAGUGCUAAAGUUUAACAGAUACUAUAA